AAUUAAAAUGGAGCCAUUGUAACCACCAGGAAAAAAGGUGUAUGAAUUGGACGUCGUGUCGUGUCAUGUGUGGGUAAAUACGACCAAUGCAUCACAAGGGAACGCGUAAAAAGGAGACUGUCACGACGAGGAUGGUACAUAUUCCUUUCUGAAGGUGAAGAAACGGUGGAUCUAUUUACGACCAUGAUAAAUAAAUAAGUAUGUACGCGUUCUUCUGGAAGGGAUGAAUCACUCCUGAGAUUUUGCCAUCGCUCAGAUGCCCAAGUUGAGAUCACUUCACUGCGAGGAGAGCAUCUCGAAGGGCAGGGACGCUGUGGUUGUGGUCGCACACAUUUCCAUCAAGCUGCAGAGUGGUCCUGUGUUAAGGGACAAUUUUUACGUGAAUCUUUUCUACCCUCAAGCCUUACAUUUUUAACCCAAUGUUGCAAUUUUUCGCGUCGAAACAGUUUUAGGGCAAGAAGUAAUAUGUGCAAAAUUUAAUUUCGAUUUAUAUUGGGUAGUGGCUGUGGUAUUAAAUUCUCUGGGUAUGAGAUUUUCAUGCAGAAUCGUAGUGACGUAUCUCUUUGCAAGUAACUUUUUUUUACAUAUAUUUUGUAAACCGGAAGUUUGUAUUUGCAAUUGUUUGAAUUUGUAAUUUUUCCACGUCGAAAUAAAAUAAAAUUUAGUAAGAACAAUUCUAAAAUUUUUUUAUAAAAACCAAUCGUGUCAAUUUUUAGGUCAAAAGCUUAUUUCGGACUAGUUCCAUUUGCAUGAUUACUUGAUUUAAUUAAGAAGUGGAAGUUCUCCUGGUUCUAAAAUGGGGAGAAGUAGCGAGACUAACACCAACAUCAACAACAAUGUGGUUGAGGAGAAGCGCGUGGGUGUGGUGGGAGGGGGGCGAACCUACGUGUGCACCAUGACAGGGCCCUUCGGCAUGGAGAUGCAUCACUGGAACCGGAUCUGGCUGUCCACCGCGCACAUUCUGGGCUUCCACGGCUGGUACAUGAUCGCCCUGGGAUCCGUCCCCAGAAGUGUCCUCGCCCUUUUUUUUCCGCUGGGCUACUUCGCCGGGAUGGGGAUCACUGUGGGGUGUCACAGAUAUUGGGCGCACAGAACUUUCAAGGCCACCUUUCCGCUCCAGGUCUUGCUAAUGUACGCUCAAACCAUGGCGGCGCAGUACCCGAUUUUCAAGUGGUGUCGAGACCACAGGAUUCAUCACAAGUACACGGAAACCUCGGCCGACCCACACAACGCAUCUCGUGGCUUUUGGUUCGCCCACGUGGGAUGGUUGUUGGAGCGGAUGGACCCUGCCGUGCAAGAGAAGGAGGCCACCCUUGACCUCACCGACCUCGACAAUGACCCCGUCGUCAGAUUCCAGACAAAGUACUACUGGCCGCUGUUGGUUCUGAGCAUGUACCUUGUUCCGAUCUGGAUAUUUCAUAGCGUGUUUGGCUCGUUGGGGGUGUACGAGUUGGUCUGCGUCAACUACGCCAUGUACAUCUCCACACUCCACAUCACUUGGCUCGUCAACUCUGCGGCACACCUCUGGGGAUCAAAACCGUACGACAAGGGUAUUUACGCCUCCGAGAACGGUCUCGUCGCCCUGCUGGCCGUGGGGGAGGGAUGGCAUAACUAUCACCACGUGUAUCCUCAAGAUUACAAGGCAGCCGAGUUGGGUGCCUACGGGCGCAACUGGUCGGCCCUCUUCAUCGACACGUUUGCAGCGCUGGGGAUGGCGUACGACCUCAAAACCGUGGCUCCCCACGUCGUCCGCGCCAGGGUCAAGAGAACCGGCGACGUCAAGCUCCACGACGAGCUACUCGGCAACCAGGACGAGGGGGACGCGGAGUGCGAGAGUGAGGAUGACGAUGAGGGGACGCGCCUGCCCCCGUGGGGAUGGGGCGAUCCCGACAUUCCCCUCAAACACCUCGCUGUCACCCAAACCUUGCGACAGUCCAAAGCUGCCUAGGCCCGUCUCAAUUCAUACUUUUAAAUUAUUCCUUGUCUUGUGAGUCAGGAGAAGAAAAGUUCUAUUUUUUUUGCGAGACUAUUAAAUUUUUUUGGCUUA
Molecule: messenger RNA, 2047 nt
Organism: Folsomia candida
Lineage: Eukaryota; Metazoa; Arthropoda; Collembola; Entomobryomorpha; Isotomidae
Product: acyl-CoA Delta(11) desaturase
Exons: 9
Coding region: 797-1948 (383 amino acids)
Biological process (GO): unsaturated fatty acid biosynthetic process
Cellular component (GO): endoplasmic reticulum membrane
Molecular function (GO): iron ion binding; stearoyl-CoA 9-desaturase activity
Source: RefSeq, a predicted model, not a curated record